AGCACCUGCGCGAGGAAAGAAGGAAGCCCCUACUCCCUAGCUACUUGUCUACUAAAUUGGACAAAAAUAACGAGCGUUUCACAAACGGAGCUUCUAAACAUUGCCGCAAUGAAUCGUGGAAAAGGCGGGAGUUCCUUCGUCGGCGACCCGGCUUGCAUAACAGUCAUGCGAUGGAAAAAGUACAAAGAUGGCGCCAUCACCUACCACGUACCGGUUAAUAUACGAUUACUGGCAUCUGAGGUUGAGUGGCCUGAGGCGAUUGCACCCAAGAAGAAGACAAAUGCGUGCGUAAAUCGGGAGGACGUUACCGUGGUGCCAAGAUCCAGGGAUCGGCAAGGCACUCUCUCUUACGCCUCUACUAGGCGAGUUCAGGGGAAACUGGCAAAUGGAAUUCAAGAGGCACAAGAAUUGAUUUGGCCUUUGCUAGAGAGACAAACGGAGUUGGAGAUGUUCUUGAACAGGUACGACGAAGACAAAAUGAUGAAGAGAGAGCUGACGCGCAAGUGGUUACACGAGGACGUUUUGGGCCCGCUCCAAAGCAAGCUGGACCGCCACAUGGCCGUCUGCAACCCGCUGGAAGUCAAGAUGCGGCAGAAGUUGUACCAACGAUACCUCCAACACGGAAACAUCAAGGGUGACGUCUUUUUGGAUGAUUGUGACCUGGAGGUAUACAACCCCUACCUCUUACGCGACAAAAAGCCGCACAGGUGUAAGCGCAGGACGACUGAACUGAAGAAGCUGUUUCACGAGAGGCCCAAGAGGAAGAACACCGCUCGCUGUCUAGCAGGUUGUCAGUAUAAAUGGACACGUCAGAGCGAAGUCCAAGACGGCGGUGACGUCACACCCGUGAUCGACCCGUUCUAUGUCGAGCCAGCAGAGGAGAGCCACGCACAAUACAGCAGGACUUGCCUAGACGUACCGUACUUUCUCCGCAAGUACGCCACCCGGGAUGGGACGUGCCAUCACGAGGGCUGUGGGUUCUCCUGAUGAUUACCUUGAAGUCCAUUUUAUCAUCCUCACCGGUGGUGAGUAAUGAAGCCCCAAGAAAAGAGGACUUUGAGUACAAUGGACAGAACUGUACAGUAUGUACAAUUUAUUCAUUAAACAUGUCGAUUUUCUUACAUAUGUGCUGUCUGAGUUAUGAGCUGCCACGCUAGUCAUUUUCCAGGACUUGGUCGCUAGUAUGUAUCUUUUGAGGUCCUAAAGGGCUAUGGAUUUGAGAUCAAGCAAAGCUUUUGAGUGGAAGAUAAGAUAAGGUGAUGAGUUGUCAAGUGGUGUUUCAUUUGAGUGGUGUCUCAUAGAGCUGCAGGUCCAGCUUGACCCAGACUUCUCCUGUGGGAACUUCGUGGAGCAACAAGCGGCGACU
Corythoichthys intestinalis (scribbled pipefish) is the source of this 1366-nucleotide messenger RNA. RefSeq lists its product as uncharacterized. Bases 109 to 987 code for a protein of 292 amino acids. The record is from RefSeq and is a predicted model, not a curated record. Lineage: Eukaryota; Metazoa; Chordata; Actinopteri; Syngnathiformes; Syngnathidae. The transcript is spliced from 10 exons.